GGCGGCCGCCGGAGGAGGAGUGGGAGCUGAGGGAGGAUGGGCCGCCGCUAGGCUCGCAUUCGGGACGCGCCUCGCAGUGCGCAGGGUGGGUGCCCGAGCCUGCAGCGUCCGCGCGGGCGGCGCGGUGGAAAGUGGCCGAUCGGCUCCAGGCCUCACAGCCACAGCCCUCGGCCCAGCGGGCCCACGGCGGCGCCUGACCGAGCCGCCCGUGAGCCCCAGGUCUCUCGCGGGAGGGAGAACGGAAAACUCCCAACUUCCUGAAUUCUAAAGUUCCUGCUGCUUCGGACAAUGGAUGAGCAAUCACAAGGACUGCAAGGGCCACCUGUUCCUCAGUUCCAACCACAGAAGGCCUUACGACCGGAUAUGGGCUAUAAUACAUUAGCCAACUUUCGAAUAGAGAAGAAAAUUGGUCGUGGACAAUUUAGUGAAGUUUAUAGAGCAGCCUGUCUCUUGGAUGGAGUACCAGUAGCUUUAAAAAAAGUACAGAUAUUUGAUUUAAUGGAUGCCAAAGCACGUUCUGAUUGCAUCAAAGAAAUAGAUCUCCUUAAGCAACUCAAUCAUCCAAAUGUAAUUAAAUAUUAUGCAUCAUUCAUUGAAGAUAAUGAACUAAACAUAGUUUUGGAACUAGCAGAUGCUGGUGAUCUAUCCAGAAUGAUAAAGCAUUUUAAGAAACAAAAGAGGUUAAUUCCUGAAAGGACAGUUUGGAAGUACUUUGUUCAGCUCUGCAGUGCAUUGGAACAUAUGCAUUCUCGACGAGUCAUGCAUAGAGAUAUAAAACCAGCUAAUGUGUUCAUUACAGCCACUGGGGUGGUAAAACUUGGAGAUCUUGGGCUUGGCCGGUUUUUCAGCUCUAAAACCACAGCUGCACAUUCUUUAGUGGGUACACCUUAUUACAUGUCUCCAGAGAGAAUACAUGAAAAUGGAUACAACUUCAAAUCUGACAUCUGGUCUCUUGGCUGUCUACUAUAUGAGAUGGCCGCAUUACAGAGUCCUUUCUAUGGUGACAAAAUGAAUUUAUACUCCCUGUGUAAGAAGAUAGAACAGUGUGACUAUCCACCUCUUCCUUCAGAUCACUAUUCAGAGGAAAACUUCCUUCUUGUCCAUGCUUUCCAAAAAUUGAAAUGUAUAUCUCUCAGCUACAUGUCUUUCAACCUUAUUCUUUUAGGGUUACCCUCCCUUCUUUGAUUAAAUCUGCCUUAUUACCACCUCACGGCUAUAGUCAAAUUGCUUUGGAGAAUUGUUUUGAGGUUUAUUGUAAACAUGAUUAAAAGCGUAUUGGAUGGGAUUGAAAACUUUGGAAGACUUUCCCUUAUUAAGUUCUGAUUCUGAAUCCUUGUCUGCUUUGGUAACCCAUUUAAAUGAGUUGUUUGGGCUUUGCCUGACAUCGAGUUUUUCGUUGAACAAAACAUCUCCUGUUUCAGCAUAAUACAUCAUGGUUUUGUCAAUAUUUAAGGAGAAGAUAUGUGGGAUAACAGUGUCUUGGGUCAAUUGCCAUGUGUUCACACACCUCUUUUUGGAAUGCUCAUCAGGGAUCUACCCCAAGAAAACACUGUCUUGAGUGAGGACAUCUCAUCUUCUCAUGAGCAACAGAUUUUUUGCCCAAGGAAAAUGGAAAGGAGCAAAUGACAAAUAUAAAACAAGUAUAAUGUUCACUUAUUAGGUAGUCUUGUCAGUCUUUCUAUUGUGAAAUGAAUAGCAAUCAAUUUUAGUUUUAUGUAAGGAAAAUUGAGUCAGUGUAACUUGAAUAAUAAAUAUCUCUAAAGAAUUUUUAUCAUAUAGAAAGCAUUUGUGGUCUUAGAAUGUAUUAAGUACCUUUUCUUCUAGAUAGUGUGAUAAUGAUAAUCAAUGAUGUCUGGUUUUUUUGUUUAAUAGCAUUUUAUUUAGGUAAUUAGAAUAAACUCUUACAAGGCAGUGUAGAUAAUUUAGAAGUAUUAUCAUUAUUUGAUGUUAAUGCUAUUAUAUUAGCCAUUUUUAAUUACUAUUUUGGGUACAGAAUAUAAAUAUGGCAUUUCACAAAACCAACUUCAGAACUACAGGCCUGGAAAUACAGUAGAGUGUGAACAAUAAUGCAAAAUGAUAGCAAGAAUGUCAGGGGCCGUUCUUUGUUGUGUCAUUCAUGCUGUCUUCUUUUUUCCAGGAAGCACAUGAAUAUUUCACAUAUCUGCAUCCUCAUCCCCUAUUCUUCUUGACUAAUUUUCAGACUGUCUGAAUUUGCAUUUCACAUGGUAGCUGAUUAGGAGAUGCCGAGUGCAGCAGUGAAGCCUCAGCAGGCGGUUACCAUGGUGACCUUCAGCAGGAUUUUAAUGAUGAUACCACUAGUGGUUCGUUGAAGUCGGCCUGCCUGCAGGGCUACUUCACUGCAGCUAAGUGUGAAGUUGGAUAUGCGGAUUCUCAGCCAAGGGGCAAAUAUCAAAGUCUGGCCCAGAUAGAAGGUCUUAGAGUUGGGAAAGGAAAAUAGAUUCCACUUUUUACUUCACUCUCUAUGGUUCCCAGUUUGGAAAAGAGAUGUAAAGCAAAACAUGUUAUAUUUUAUACUUUCCAAAAAAGACAGUACAGUUCCUCAGAUUGGUCAAAAAUUUCCUCAUAUUGGUAAAAUAAACAGGUUAAUCUGUUGUUAUGCCCUGAUAAAAUAGAAAGCUAUAAUAUCUAGGUAAUCAUCGACAAUAAUUUUUAGUAAAGAAAUGAAAUAUAAAUAAUAGAUUAUACAUAAUGUUUAUCUGUUCAGUUAUGUAAAAGAAUUCUCAGAACAAGAGCUUUGAAAUGCAGGUAUGCUAAUAAAUAUUUUUAUUCCUUAAGGAGGAACUAAAUUUGUUUGUAAAAUAAUUAUUCAGAACUUUUGGUAGCAAAAAUCCAAAUAGAUUUGGUGCUGCUAUACUUUAGUGAUAUCUUAAAUAUUUCUUUAUGUAGUAGGCUCUUUAGAUCUUUUAAAAAUCCAAAUUACCAUUUAAUUUAUUAGCAUGGCAAAAUAUAGGAAUCAAUGGUGAAGUACAGAUAAAGUUUUUAAAUAGUGAACUUUUACUUAAAAGUCUAGUUCAUUAAGUGCCAAUUUUAUAGCCAAACCUGUAACAAACUCUGUUGCUGGUUGGAAAAUAAAAAAUUUAAGGAAAUUCAUUUCCUACCAGAUGUGCACUUGGGAACUUACAAAAUUGAUUUAACUACUGCUAAAUCUUUAGGGUUACUGCCCAAAGAGGAUUUGAAGGGAACAUUUCCUGAGAAUACUAGUUUGCCUGCCAACCAGCCUUAAUUGAUAGAAAUCUUAAGAAACCUACAAGAUUUAUUUCUAGACAUAGUCAUUCCAUUUAGAAGAACUCAGAGUUUAAUAAAAGUUUGGGAUUUUUUAGUUUUUUUGUGUGUGUUAUAUUGUAAAACAUAGAUGUAGUUAAGCAUUAAAAAACAAAAAUGAGAAGUAAUAUUUUUUAGAAAAAUAGGGCUGUAUGUCACAUCUUUCCUUUUGAAUUAUCAUGUUAUAUUUAUGUACAAAUGAUUAGUGUUCUAGAUUGUAAUACCAUGGCUACAUAUGAAUGAUAUUAGGAAAUGUGUGUUUUGUUGCUUACUAAAAUAUUUUUAUGAUAGUUUUUCUUACCUGGUGUUCAAUAUUCUUUCCUUUUCCUCUAAUGAUCUAAUCCAUGGGUCAGUGGGAAAUUAUGGUACUUAACAAAAAUCUUGAGGUAAAGGUAUAGGUAUUUUCUCUUAGAUCUCUCUUAAGUUUAAAUUAGAUUUUGGUAUUGUUAGUGAUUCUGAAAUUAACAUCAGUGAAGCAAACAUUUAUUGACCAUUUACUAUGUGUGAGGAGUUACCGUUCAAGAGGUCUCUCAUAAUCUGACCAGGGCUUACCUUUCACAAUUUAUUGAUUACAAACCACUCUCUUCUUUCGCUAACUCUAACAAUGCAUAUUCUACUAGAAGUUCCCUGAAUUUUCAUGUUUUGUAGAUAUAAGUUCCUCUUUCUGAAAUCUCUCUUCCACUAUUCUUUACCAGGCGAAUUCAUUUUCUUUCUUUAAAACAUAGCUUUGACAUCAUCUCCUGCAUAAAGUUUUCUCUGAUCCCCUUUCUUCUCUCCCCGUACCCUCCUUCCUUGGCAAAUCACACGUGUGGCUCCCCCUCCAGACUGUCAACCUCCUGCUUCUGAAGUGCGAUAACUCUGCUUUUUAUCUGCAUAUAUCCAGGGCCUGACACAUUAAAAGGGGGGUAGUAAUUGUUUGAUUGAUUGAGGGAGUGACGGAGUAAGAUUGAAGGAAUAAAGAAAAAAGAAUGAAUGGACUCAUAAAUGAUAAUUGAAUGAAUGAGAGAAACUCCUCUGUCGGGAUAUUUAGUAGGCAGAAAGUUUUCUUCUUUUAUUGAUAUUACCUCCUAUGUGAUUUUUUUCAUUCUUAUUUCAUAAGCAAGCAGCUUCAUCUCUAAAUUGUCUCUUAAGUUUACUGGGAAAUAAGACAAAUAGAUUUUCCCCCUCAGUUUCAGUAAAUUUUGAUUUAUAUAAGAGACAUUGGAGUGAUCAUUAAAAUUAUACAUUUUUUGCUAUUAACUAAAUUAUCUCAUGUGACUUUAAGUAAAAAAAAUAGUGAAUAAUUAUGUUGAUAAUUAUUUAGAAAAUUAUAAAAUGUGACUAUGCUAUGUUAGUUCUUUUUAACCUAUUUAUUUUUACUAAAAUUUGAGCAUUAACAACAUGCAGAAUGUACAUUCAUCUAAUACUGUUUUAUUUAUUAUUCAAAAUUCAUAGCUUAUGUAGAGAAGACAUAAGAAAGGUUGAGUAGAACCUCAAUGGUUGCUUUUAACAGAUUUCUCUUCAAUUUAGGUUUGAGCAGAUGGUUUUGGAAGAAAGUUCUGAAAAGUCAGUACAGGGUUUGCAGAUGAAAGUUAAAGAAACAGAGAUGUGUAGAGAGAAUAAAAGUGAUCUUGAUUUGAGAAAAAUAGCAUAGGGGAGGGAGGAAUUAAAUUGAAGACUUAAAAACAAUGCUGGUCAUGUAAAAGAAAUUUAAGUAUCUAUAAGAUAUUGAGAAGAUGGUCACCUUUUUUUUAAUGAAGUUGGACUAUGAUUAUAGGGUGUUGAACUGAUUGCUAUGACAGACGUUCAUCUCUUUAGUAAUAAUUUUUAAUUUAUUGUAAAUAAGAAAGACUUUUGUAGGAGACAGUGUUUGUGGUUAUCUUCCAAUUAAAUUUUUUGAAAUGUGCUUAGUUUGUCUUUUUACUCCUUUUUUUUAGGUGAAGGAACUAAAAUAUAAUUUUGGAAUUAUGAUUAUUAACCCGUGAUCAGGUUUCACAUUAUUUAAUGUCUCUCUCACUCUGUGUGAAAUUUCUGUUUGUUUUCUGGCUUUAUACCUCCAGCCCACAGACAGAAAAAUAUUUUUUAAUUAAAAAUCAAUUAAUGGGACUACUUCUCAAAUGUAAAAUUAUCCUUUGAAGUAUCAACAUAAAAGGUCACAUUCAAUAAACUAAUGGACAAUGAAUGAAAUCUUGUGAACUUUCACCUCAUAAGUGGUAAUAAAUCUUUUGUACUUUUAACUUCCCUUCCAUUUUUUUGGUCUUUUUUUCUUAGUUGGACAUUGUCUCCUUCCUUUUUUAUUGAAGUUAGAGAAAUGAGACUUGAGUGGGGGGAUUUUUUUUUCCUUCCUUUUUUGGCUUUUCCUGGAAUAGUUUAGCAGUGCAGUCUGAUGAUAUCUGCCCUGCUACUUCACUCAAAUGCAUAGGAAUUUUCAGCAUCAUUUUCAUUGAUCGUAAGACAAGAAAAGUCUUGAAUUUUCAAGAGUAUUUAAAGUCUAAUACAAAGAUGAAAAAGAGCAGUGCCUUUACUGUACUUGAUUAUGUAUAAAUAACAAAAUAAUAAAUUUUUAAUUGAGCUAAACUGAUUUCAGACAAUUAUAGCAUAUUGUAGCACAUAAAUAUAUUUACAGGGCUUUUAAUAUAAUUGUAAUAGUGCAUUUUUUUCAAAUGUUGAAAAUCACUAUUUUCUUUAAUUCCUAUUGCCACUUUCCCAUUAAAGAAAGAAGGGUAAUGGCGUUAUUCCCAUUUUACAUAUGAGCAAAUAAAGACCCAGAUAGUAUUAGAGCAAAUACAAGACUCUAGGAAGCCUCUGUCUUGCUGGCAUCCCACUCCUUUUGCCAAAGACCAUACAGCCUAUGGUAAACUCCCAGGUAUUUGUUGAAUGAGUAGUUCAUGAUUUCUACCUUUAGACUUAUCAAUUCUUCAUUUUUGUCUUAUCUUUUCUUACUCUUUCAUGCACCAUGUUUAUCUGAAAUCUCCUUCCCUUGAGGGCGCUCAAGUUAGAUGGCAGAGGCAUGAUCUAGUGUUGGCUCAAAACACUCUCCUAGCUUGUAAUAACACAAGGGCCAUGUAACCCUGAAAGGAAAGAAUGAGGAAACUGUUUGCUGAAGGGUAGGAAUUAUUUUUGUGUGUUAAACUAUGUAAAAAUGACUACCUACAUUUCAAAGAGGAUACUAAACCAGAAAUAUUGGAGUUUGUCCUAAUUUUACUUAAUACUUUAUUUUCCAAAUGAUCGCCAUUAAAGAAAGAAAAAUACAACAUGAAAAGUUUUAAAAAUAUAACUGAAUAUUUUACCUAACAUUUAUAAAUAAUUUUUGUUUAUUGUAAAAUUCAAAAUAUGUGUAAAGAGGCUUUUAAAAGUUGAACAAGAACAAAAAACAUGACCUUUGUUUUGGCUCAUAGAGUUGCUGCUAUGUAAAUAAGAGAAAAACAAGCUGAAAGUGUCAGGUAGAGAGUUUUGUGUUUUGUUUUGCUUUUGAAGUCAAGCUGUUUAUAAAACUUUUUUAUUCAUCUGUGCAGUCUAAAUAUUUCUAUUUUAUAGUUGCUAGAUUCACACAUUUUAAUAAAAUAAUGUAAAUUCCCUGGAAUUGGUACUGGAAGAUUCUUUCUAAUACAUUGUCCUAAGGAUAUUUAUAUGAAGGACAUUAUAUUAUAUGUACAAGUCAUGUUUGGAGACAGAUCUAACUAUACAAAUAUUUUUUCAGUCCCUGUAUUUAUGUAACCUAAUGCUAAGGGACAUGAGAAUAUUUUACUUUAAAAUGUGGAAAGAAAUAUAUAAUAAUAUUAAAUGUGAUAUAUAAUUGUGAAUUAUUUAUUCAAAUUAACUCAACAUUGAAUUAUCUCAAACUAUUAACAUUUUUUAUUUGCCUUCCUAAAAGUGGUUUUAUUGAAUUUGAUAUUCUCGUCAUUUAAAACAGUGAUUAAUCAUCUCACUAAAAGUUGCCAAAAAAUUAGAUCUUUAAGCUUUGAGGGUUCCAUUUUUGUUUUAAAAAUAUAUUUAAGCAGGCCCUUUGUUCACCUUUGCUUCUGAAGUGACACUGGGGACUUGCUCCUCAAAGACAUGAAUCAAAAACGGUGCCCUAUAUUUCACAUGUCCUGUGGGAUCCCUAUAAAAUCAUGUAACUUUUCUGUAAGUCUUUCACAGUUUUCAAAAGACACUGAAUACUCUUAGUUGUGAAAUAUAGAUGUUACAUUACCUCAUAUCUGUGUAAGAUUGGUUUCUUUCCCCCUUUCUUUCUACCCCCAAGUCAAUCACAAGUGACACUUUGGUGUACAAGUUGGCUACGCCUAAUCAUUUUGUAUAAAUAUCUAAAGCUCUGAAAUAUAGUGUACUUUAAUGUAUUAGACCCACUCCAGGGGUGCUAAAAUGUGUCCUUGGGUAGAUGGAAAUUGGGUAUAUCUGGGAGGCUGAUAUAAUUAGUCUCAGAGGGAUUAAGAUGGGGGUGAAAAAGAAAUGGUACCAAUAGUCCCAGUCUUUAUUAUUCUAUUGAGAAUUGUGUUAGUGACCUAAAGCUAUAAUGCACAAAGAGCCCUAUUGUUAUUACCUGAACGUGACUGAACUUGAUACAUAAUUGGGUUAUUGCCCUGACUACAAUGACUGUUAACACACUCCUGCUUUCAAUUUUU
This is a messenger RNA of Choloepus didactylus (southern two-toed sloth), 7883 nucleotides long. It is a transcript of the gene NEK7, whose product is annotated as NIMA related kinase 7. NCBI's taxonomy places the organism in Eukaryota, Metazoa, Chordata, Mammalia, Pilosa, Megalonychidae. Gene Ontology annotation, molecular function: ATP binding; protein kinase activity. The record is from RefSeq and is a predicted model, not a curated record. The coding region runs from base 289 to 1185 and encodes 298 amino acids. Gene Ontology annotation, biological process: protein phosphorylation. The transcript has 10 exons.